CAGAAAAAGGAGGCGAUGCCACUGAAACUCUUUAAGCAGAAAUCAGGCCUAGCAUGCGUAUCUUCUCCCUCCCCUCAGUUAGCUUCGAAUGAAAAUACGUUCAGCAAAUUUUUGUCUUUGACAAGAGGGAAAUGGUCCUUUUGAACAAGCUGUGGUUAACAUGCAAAUGCGUCCAAAGGAAUCUUAAAUUUAGUUGGAUUGGAGGAGGAAGAGAAGAAUUAGAUUAGAAUGUUUCUCCGGGGGAAGAGGAUAAGAAUAGGAGAAGCGAAGAAGUGUGCAGGUGGCAAAUGGAGAAAACAUUCCCACAAUGACAUUCUCCCAAGAAGUGGCUAUGGAGAGAGGGUUUCACCUUCAUUCCCAGCGCUAUGGUCUGACAAUUGUGUCGGGAGCAGCGUUAGCCAUCAUCAUCAGCAGCUGUUGGCGUUGGGCUUCAGUCAAGGGCAGGCCAGGGUGAAUGCGAUGGGAGGGUGGCAAGUUCAAUUGCAAAGUCAGGAGCGUAGCAAGCACGUGAAAGCCGCGGUUAAUUGCCCCCGCUGUGCGAAGCCACUCGCCAUUUACUUGUCCGCUCCACCUUAUCCUCGUAUUCCGCCGCACCUUUCCACAUGGGCAUCCUACAAGGGGUUGGAAGCUGUAAACUUGUGUCCUAAUUGCAAAACCGCUUAUUAUUUUCGGCCCUUUAAUUUGGCGCCCCCACACGGAAAUUUCGUUCAAGUGACUUCGUCGAAUGGCAAGGCAAUUGAGUUUGAGGGUGAUGGUGACGAAAACGAAGAGGAGAAGAGAAGAGGCAGGGGGAGAGGCAGGAUCGGCGAUUUGCAAUUUUGUUUGUGGGAGAGAUUGAGGUCGCAGUCACAAGGGGAGCCUCCAGAGCACUGGCAGCCCCCUGGUCUGGCCAUACCGCCUGCUGUGGCCCUUCAAGCUGCUUCUGCCUCUGUCUCUGCUGGCCGAGGAGGAGGAGGAGGAGAAUCAUCCUCCACAGAUGCUUGGGGCGGUUUUAAACUUGGCAAAGAUUUGCCAACUCCCAGACAAAUCUGUGAAGGCCUCGACAAGUAUGUCGUUGGACAGGAGAGGGCAAAAAAGGUGCUGGCCGUUGCAGUUUAUAAUCAUUACAAGCGGAUUUAUCAUGAAUCAUUGCAGAAAGGCAGUUGCAAGGGUUUUUCUUUAAAUGGGCUUGGCACAUCAGACACUAGUAUUGAAGAAGAAGAUAGGGAUGAAAAUGAUAUGGUAGAGUUGGAGAAAAGCAAUGUUCUUCUGAUGGGUGCUACUGGUUCAGGGAAGACACUACUUGCAAAAACUCUGGCUAGGUUUGUGAACGUGCCAUUUGUUAUUGCAGACGCCACAACCUUGACCCAGGCAGGAUAUGUAGGGGAAGAUGUGGAGUCUAUUUUGUAUAAAUUGCUCACGGUUGCUGAAUUCAAUGUUUCAGCAGCUCAACAAGGCAUUGUAUACAUUGACGAAGUAGAUAAAAUUACAAAGAAGGCGGAAAGUCUCAAUAUCAGCAGGGAUGUGUCAGGGGAGGGUGUCCAGCAGGCAUUGCUAAAAAUGCUGGAAGGAACUAUUGUAAAUGUUCCAGAAAAGGGAGCUCGUAAGCAUCCUCGUGGUGAUCAUAUUCAGAUAGAUACAAAGGAUAUUCUCUUUAUAUGUGGUGGGGCAUUUGUAGACCUAGAGAAAACAAUAUCUGAAAGACAACAAGAUUCUUCAAUUGGCUUUGGAGCGCCUGUCCGUGCAAACAUGAGGGCCAGUGGUCUUACAGAUGCUGCUGUUACAUCGUCCUUACUAGAAUCCGUUGAAAGUAGUGAUCUUAUUGCAUAUGGUUUGAUACCAGAGUUUAUUGGACGAUUUCCUGUUCUUGUUAGUCUUUCUACUCUGAAUGAAGAUCAACUUGUUCAGGUUCUCACGGAGCCUAGAAAUGCACUUGGUAGGCAAUACAAGAAAAUGUUUUCCAUGAACAAUGUGAAGUUACAUUUUACUGAGGAUGCCUUACGGGGGAUUGCAAAAAAGGCAAUGGCCAAGAAUACUGGAGCCCGUGGUUUACGCUCGAUCCUCGAGAAUAUCUUGACAGAUGCCAUGUUUGAGAUUCCAGAUGCAAAGACAGGACCGGAAAAAGUAGAUGCUGUUGUCGUUGAUAGAGAGGCUGUAGGUACUCUAGAAUCACAGGGAUCUGGGGCUAAAAUUCUUCGUGGUGAAGGUGCAUUGGAACGUUAUCUUGCCGAGCAUAAAGAAAAGAGAUCAUUGGCUGUUAUUGAAGGACCCAAUCGGGGUGAACCAGAUGUAGAAAUUGAGCUUCCUUCCAGAGCCAUGAGUAUGUAACAUUGUAGUCUUGGGAGGAAUUUGUGAAGGAUGAAGGGGAUAUGUGCUCUAAUUUGUACAGCGGGGGCUACCUUUUUAUGUAUAAUCUUGAGCACUGAAUUUGCAUAUUGUUAUUACCAAUUUUCUUCCGAGGUCAAUUUCAUUUCAAUUAAAUUUUAUUGCCCAUGGCUUUGUAUAGAUAACUUUUUUUCCAUAGCUUUAUUAAGAGAUAAAUUUUCUGUACCUCAGACGUAACAGUUAUAGGGAAAAUAUUUUAGAUGUUUAGAAGCAAAUAUAGUAUCAUGUAUAUGCCUAUAAUUAUGUAAACCAUUUUUAUUCCAAUCUUUUGAGCCUCAUUCAAGACCCUUCUUUAGGGAAUUAUAAGAUCUGAUA
Molecule: messenger RNA, 2679 nt
Organism: Cryptomeria japonica (Japanese cedar)
Lineage: Eukaryota; Viridiplantae; Streptophyta; Pinopsida; Cupressales; Cupressaceae
Product: CLP protease regulatory subunit CLPX1, mitochondrial
Exons: 15
Coding region: 229-2307 (692 amino acids)
Biological process (GO): proteolysis; protein catabolic process; protein folding
Cellular component (GO): mitochondrial matrix
Molecular function (GO): ATP-dependent protein folding chaperone; ATP hydrolysis activity; ATP binding
Source: RefSeq, a predicted model, not a curated record